AUGUCGGAACACAUCGCCGCCCCGCGCAUCACCGCCGCCAGCCUCGACACCUUUGUCAACAAACACGUCAGCAUCGUCGGCAAGGUCACCCAGCUGCGCGGCGACCAGGCUACCAUCGACGCCGACGGCGCCGUCACAGUCCUGCUCAACCGGGAAGCCCACCUCACCAACGGCAACGCCGCGCUCUUCAUCGGCAAGGUCAACCCCGACCUUUCCAUCAAGGCCCUGAGCUCCCGUGACGUCGGCACCGGUGUUGCGACGGUUGUCGCUCCUUUCUGGACGCAAGACUCUUUCUCCACGGCGGCGACGGACUACGACGACCACAAUGAUGAUGACGAUGACCACGACGAUGAUGAUGAUGGUGGCGUGUGGAGCCAGCCCCCGUCUCCCUCGUGGGAGGUCGACGUCAAUUCUACCGCGUCACCAUGGAUUCCCUCUGCGCAGCCUGUGUUUUAUCCCUUCUCGCUUCCCGCAUCGGGCAUUCGCCCUCUCACGCCGCCCUCGCCUGUUAAGCGACACACGGACUUCGAUGACGACUCCUGGGCCUCUGACCUCGAUUUCGAUUCGGAAGUACAAGACAUGCUCAACAAUGCCUGGCAACGCGUUUCUGGUAUGACCAUGUGA
Cordyceps fumosorosea ARSEF 2679 is the source of this 624-nucleotide messenger RNA. RefSeq names its product DNA replication factor A subunit Ssb3. The transcript is spliced from 3 exons. Gene Ontology annotation, biological process: DNA replication; DNA recombination; DNA repair. Gene Ontology annotation, cellular component: nucleus. The record is from RefSeq and is a predicted model, not a curated record. Gene Ontology annotation, molecular function: DNA binding. NCBI's taxonomy places the organism in Eukaryota, Fungi, Ascomycota, Sordariomycetes, Hypocreales, Cordycipitaceae. Bases 1 to 624 code for a protein of 207 amino acids.